Molecule: messenger RNA, 1838 nt
Organism: Drosophila ficusphila
Lineage: Eukaryota; Metazoa; Arthropoda; Insecta; Diptera; Drosophilidae
Gene: ArgRS-m
Product: probable arginine--tRNA ligase, mitochondrial
Exons: 4
Coding region: 34-1743 (569 amino acids)
Biological process (GO): mitochondrial translation; arginyl-tRNA aminoacylation
Cellular component (GO): mitochondrion
Molecular function (GO): ATP binding; arginine-tRNA ligase activity
Source: RefSeq, a predicted model, not a curated record
GAUAAACGGUCACACAGUUGUUUGUUUACCUCAAUGAUUCGCAUACGGCGCGCAAUUUGUGAUCAGCUGCCACAGCUCAAGAACGUGUGCAAUGCUCUGGAGAUUCCCGCCAAGAAACAGCAGCUCCAGAACGGACGUCGACCAACUCUGGAAUGGAUUCUCCCAUCUGCGGUUGCGCAACAGGAGCGGGAAGUUUUAGAGGUGCUAAGGGAGCACAGAUUCGAUGAAAUCUAUGUGGAGAACGUACGAGUUGUCCCCAGCGUCGGACGCAAUGCUGCCAAGAUCGAGUUCCAGCUACGGCCACAGGCUUUUGUGGAGCAAGUCCUGCAAACCAAACCUCAUACUUCUCCCUCCCUUUCGGAUCACAUAGUGGUGGAGUACAGCUCGCCGAACAUAGCCAAACCCUUCCACGUAGGUCACUUGCGUUCCACGAUCAUCGGAAAUGUGCUGGCCAAUCUGCACCAGCAAUUGGGCUAUCGCACAACCCGUCUUAACUACCUUGGAGAUUGGGGCACCCAAUUCGGUCUACUGGCACUGGGAGUCCAAUUAGAGAAUGUAAGCGAGAAGGAUAUGCAGGCGUCCCCAAUAGAAACGCUCUACAAGUCCUAUGUGGCCGCCAACAAAGCAGCUGAGAAAAGUCCGGAAAUCGCCCAGCGAGCACGAGACCUCUUUGCAGCGUUAGAAGCGGGAACAGAUGAAACCAUGGCAAAUCAAUGGCAGCAGUAUAGAAAGUACACCGUUGAGGACCUUUCGAAAGUCUACAAUCGAUUGGGCGUUCACUUUGACAGCUACGAAUGGGAGUCCCAGUACUCCCAACAGCAAAUCCAGGAUGUUCUCGACAAGCUGCGGCAGACGGGUCUCCUGCAGCCCGAGCAAGAUGGUCGUGAGGUUGUCGUAGUCGAUGGGAGACGCAUCCCAGUGAUCAAGAGUGAUGGUUCCACUUUGUACCUGGCCAGGGAUAUCGCGGCUUUGCUAGAAAGGUUCUCCAGGUUCGAGUUCUCCCGCCUGCUUUAUGUUGUGGACAAUGGCCAAGCGGAUCAUUUUAAUGCCCUCUUCAAAACGGCAACUGCUUUGGAAGAUCGCCUUAGGUUGGAUCAGCUGCAACAUGUUAAAUUCGGACGAAUCCAUGGGAUGAGCACUCGCCAGGGCAAGACAAUCUUCUUAAAGGAUGUUCUAAAUGAAGCUCGGGACAUCAUGCGGGAGAAACGAAACAUAAGUGCAACCACCAGAGCAAACGAUUCUCUGGAUGAUGAGCAUGUAUGUGAUGUCCUGGGCGUAUCAGCUGUUUUGAUUAAUGUGCUGAAGCAGCGUCGGCAAAGAGAUCACGAGUUCAGCUGGCAACAGGCGCUCCAAGUAAAUGGUGAUACGGGAAUCAAGCUGCAAUACACACACUGCCGUCUACACAGUUUGCUGGAAAACUUUAAGGAAGUUGAUUUGGACAACAUUAAGCCCAACUGGCAACUUUUAUGCGAAGAGCCAGGAGAAGCUUUAGAUCUUCUCUAUGAAUUAGCACGUUUUGAUCAAACCAUUUGGCAAUCUAAAGAACAAUUGGAAGCUUGUGUGCUAGUUAACUACCUGUUUGGAUUGUGCAAUUCCACAAGCCGAGCACUGAAACGAUUACCUGUUAAGCAAGAAUGCGACCUGCAGAAACAAUCCCAACGGUUGAUCCUCUUCCAUGCUGCCAAGAAAACACUGCAGCAGGGAAUGCAGCUUCUCGGCCUUCGUCCACUGGACCAAAUGUAGACCAAAGAAACCCCACACAUCCGUUAACAUAGUUGAUAUUUAUUAAAACAUUGCGAUACAAAAUGCAGCCUAGUAUUGUAGAUGCACGUGCCCGU